UGAGCAAGCAUGUUUCAAUAUUUUUUCCAUACGAGUUCAGAAGGAAACCCCCCAAAACGCCAUGAAUUCUCACAUUGCCGUAACAUUAUUAUCUGUUCUUGCAUGCAUUUUCCUGAGUGUAGACUCAGCAUUUACUCCAAGCAAUGUCACAGACAAGGAGGCCUUGAUAUCAUUCCAAUCAACGGCCAAUCUCCCUCCAUUUUUCUGGAACCAAAGCUCAUCCCCCUGCACCAACUGGACCGGAGUUGCUUGCAACAGAAUCGGUGGGACUCAAAGGGUUGUUUCUCUCGAUCUUUCCGGCUUCAGACUCACUGGCUCCAUAAGCCACCAUGUUGGGAGCUUGACAGAGCUUCAAGUCUUGAACUUGGCGCGCAACAAUCUCAGCGGUCCAAUCCCGCCAUCCAUAAGCAACCUGUCUUCCACCCUCACAAGUUUGAAUCUUGGCACGAACAGCCUCACCGGUAUAAUCCCAAUGGAAUUAGGUUUUCUUCGUAAGCUCAAAGAACUUGAUCUUGCCGGCAACCAACUCACCGGCACUGUUGCCUUGUCCAUAUACAACAUCUCUUCGCUAGUUCGCUUCACCGUUGCUUCAAACCAACUCUGGGGUGAAAUUCCAAGCAACAUUGGCGUCACGCUGCCAAACCUUCUCUACUUCAGAAAUUGUUUCAAUCUGUUUACAGGGAAAAUUCCAGCGUCCUUGCACAACAUUACAAGGAUUCGAGAGCUCCGACUGUCCAACAAUUUCCAUGACGGUUCGGUUCCACCAGGCCUCGGAAAUCUUCCCUUCCUUGAAAUGUACAAUAUUGGUUUCAAUCGGAUCGUUAGCUAUGGUGACAAUGGUCUUAAUUUGAUUACUUCUUUGACAAACAGCAGUCGCUUAAGUUGGCUUGCAAUUGACGAAAAUCGGUUGGAAGGCCUAAUUCCAGAGUCCAUUGGCAACCUCUCCAAGGUUCUUUCGAAACUGUACAUGGGAGGGAAUCGAAUUUAUGGUAACAUACCUGCCUCAAUUAGUCAACUCAGUAGCUUAACUUUGCUAAAUGUGACCUACAAUUCAAUUUCUGGUGAAAUCCCAUCAGAAAUUGGGCAGCUGAAAGAGUUGCAAGUGCUUGGGUUAGCAAGAAACAAAUUAUCUGGCACAAUUCCUAACUCCUUAGGUAAUAUCAUGAAAUUGAAUCACGUUAAUUUAUCUGGAAAUUACUUUGUUGGCAAUAUACCCCUUGCAUUUUCAAACUUUCAGAAAUUGCUUUCCAUGGACUUAUCCGACAAUUUGCUCAACGGAAGCAUUUCCGGAGAAAUAUUUCUAAACCUUCCUAGUUUGAGCACAAUUUUGAAUUUGUCUAACAACCUUCUAAGUGGACCUUUGCCUGAAGAAAUUGGAGUACUAGCAAGUGUUGUCACUAUAGACCUCUCCAACAACGGCUUAUCGGGAUCAAUUCCCAGCUCAGUCGGAAAAUGUACAAGCUUGGAGAGAUUGUUCAUUGCAAGAAACAACCUCUCCGGUCCUCUUCCAAAUUCUCUAGCUGAAAUCAGAGGUCUUGAGAUUUUAGACCUCUCCUCGAACAAGCUUUCUGGUUUUAUUCCUGAUAAACUUCAAGAACUACAGGUCCUUAGCUUCUUGAACCUCUCAUUUAACAGCUUAGAGGGAGUAAUUCCUAAUGGUGGAGUGUUUGUUAGAAAUAUCUCAAGUGUAUAUCUAGAAGGAAACUGGAAACUUUGCCGAGAUUGGCCAUGUGUGAAGAGUGGUGGUCAGAGGAGAAAAGUACUGGUUUUAGUUCUUAUCAUAACAUCUGUUCUGGCAGCAUUGGUAGGCAUUGUGGUAAUUGCCUGGUUGCUUUAUGUUAGGAAAAGAAAAGGCUUAGGCUGCAAAACAACAAUUAGAGAAACUUCUCCUGAUUUAUUAAUAAAAGGGCAACAUCAAUUGGUCACAUACGAAGAGCUCCGCAGCGCAACUGGGAAUUUCAACCCGGAAAAUUUGGUUGGAAGUGGGAGCUUUGGGACUGUAUACAGAGGGUUUUUAAGACAAGGGACUGAAGUUGCAGUGAAGGUGCUUGAUAUAAAAAUGACAGGAUCUCGGAAGAGUUUUUUGGCAGAAUGUGAGGCGUUGAGGAACGUGAGGCACCGCAAUCUUGUUAAGUUGAUCACUUCGUGCUCGAGGGUGGAUUUUAAAAACAUGGAGUUUCUGGCCUUGGUUUAUGAGUAUUUGAGUAAUGGGAGCUUGGAAGAUUGGAUUAAGGGCAAGAAAAAGAAUGCAGAUGGAGAUGGAUUGAACAUUUUGGAGAGACUCAAGGUGGCCAUUGAUGUGGCGUGUGGAUUAGAUUAUCUGCACCACGAUUGCGAAGUUCCAGUUGUACAUUGUGAUUUAAAGCCGAGCAACAUUCUUUUGGAUGGAGACAUGACUGCAAAGAUUGGAGAUUUCGGGCUGGCGAAGCUGCUCAUGGAGAGAACAGAGAUUACUCAACAUUCUCUUAGCUCCACAAAUGUUCUGAAGGGUUCUAUAGGAUACAUACCACCAGAGUAUGGUUUUGGACAGAAACCAUCGACAGCGGGAGAUGCAUACAGUUUCGGAGUGAUGUUGCUGGAGAUCUUCACCGGAAAAAGUCCAACCGACGAAAGUUUCACAGGAGACGAAAACCUCAUCAGAUGGGUGCAAUCAGCCAUCCCUCACAACAUGAUCAAAGUGCUAGACCCUGAGCUGCUAGACCUCAUGCACUGCCUGCCUAAUGAAGGGCCGUAUCUCAUCCCAGCAGAAGAACAUAAUUGCCUGGUCUUAAUUUUCGAAGUUGGACUCUCUUGCACUUGCGUUUCGCCUGAAGGACGCAGUAGCUUGAGGGAGGCACUUUACAAACUAGAAACUGCAAGGCAAACCCUGUUCAAUGUUGAGAGUGUCAACAGUCAAGCAUUAACUUGAGCAACAAUUGCACAUUCAUGAAUAUGUUAACAGCGAAAAUCUUCCGAAAACACGAAUCUCGCACUCCCGGAGGCUCGGAUAUAUGAGGGUGGUUUUCAUAUUGCUGUAAAUGACACACCCAAACCAAUAGUUAAGGCUGCUAUGUAUAAAACAUUUUGUUUUCAGUAUCUGGAUUUGUAAGGACGAUGAUGAGAAGAAUAAUAUAUUGCUUUUUUAUGUUA
Messenger RNA from Pyrus x bretschneideri (Chinese white pear), 3129 nucleotides. RefSeq names its product putative receptor-like protein kinase At3g47110. Gene Ontology annotation, biological process: protein phosphorylation. Lineage: Eukaryota; Viridiplantae; Streptophyta; Magnoliopsida; Rosales; Rosaceae. The record is from RefSeq and is a predicted model, not a curated record. The transcript has 2 exons. The coding region runs from base 62 to 2908 and encodes 948 amino acids. Gene Ontology annotation, molecular function: ATP binding; protein kinase activity; protein binding.